UCUGACAUGUGACGGUACAGCAUGGAAGACUGCGAUUUGAGUCAGUACCGCGACAUGAUCAUCGAGGGUGACCUACCGCUCGACUUGCGACCGCCGCCGCGUCUGUAUCUACCGCACUAUCUACGUGACGACCGCGAGGAAUACCCACAGGAUGACACCUACGUAUCCGUAGACGAGGACACGCCAGAUCUACCGCCUCCGUCGAGCGAUUCUGAGAGAUACGAAGCGUCAAGCCCAAGCGAAUCGAAACCCAGUUCCCCGAAGAAGCCGAAGCAGAAGUCAUCUUCUCAACUCAUUAAGCCGCCCUAUUCUUAUAUUGCACUGAUAACGAUGGCCAUCUUGCAGUCGCCACACAAGAAGUUGACGCUGAGCGGGAUCUGUGAGUUUAUUAUGACAAGAUUUCCAUAUUACCGCGAAAAGUUUCCCGCUUGGCAAAACUCCAUCCGUCACAAUUUAAGUCUUAACGACUGUUUUAUAAAAAUCCCUCGCGAGCCCGGCAAUCCAGGGAAAGGAAAUUAUUGGACGUUGGACCCGUUGGCUGAAGACAUGUUCGACAACGGUAGUUUCUUGCGCCGUCGGAAGAGGUAUAAGCGACCAGCGCCCUCACUGCAGCACGCUCACGCGAUGGUAGCGAUGCUCGCCAGAGAGGCUUACGCUCCUCUUUUGCCCCUGCCGUGCUAUUUGCAGCCGUCACCACUGUUAACACUGCCGCGACCGCCGCCGGCGGCUCUGAGACCGGUUGCUCUACCGCCGCGUGUUCCAGAGAUGACGGAUACUCGAGUGAAAAGAUCCAGAAACGGAUUCUCAAUCGAAUCUAUAAUCGGAUCUCAGGAGAGUCACGUGUCGGAGCCUAGGCGGAGUGCCUUCUCGCCGCUGCAGCAGGGCAGCGGGCCACCGGACGACUGGGCGAGAUGAACGUUCUUUCACGGGUGCGUUUCUAAUCAGAAUCAUUUUUAGAACGUCCCGAUUGACACAGUUUUGGAUUAAAUAAGAAGGAAUUAUAAUUUUAUAAUAUGCGAGUGUUGGACGAUUUCUUAUACAUGGUCGGAGAGAGUGUCAUUUAAAUAAAACAUUUGUAAAUAUGAACUCGCGACGGGUAUAUUUUGUUAGAAGUUGUUUUGGUUGGAAUAUACUUAAUGACCAAAGCAGUUAGUUACCAGAUACGACGUAUUAUAUAAGUAUUUCUGUAAAAUCUGACUACUCAAAAUUUAUGAAGAAAUAUCAACAGCGUGUUGGAAAAGACAGCACUAAAUAAAUAUUAUGA
Molecule: messenger RNA, 1264 nt
Organism: Vanessa atalanta (red admiral)
Lineage: Eukaryota; Metazoa; Arthropoda; Insecta; Lepidoptera; Nymphalidae
Product: forkhead box protein D3-like
Exons: 1
Coding region: 22-915 (297 amino acids)
Biological process (GO): regulation of transcription by RNA polymerase II; anatomical structure morphogenesis; cell differentiation
Molecular function (GO): DNA-binding transcription factor activity, RNA polymerase II-specific; RNA polymerase II cis-regulatory region sequence-specific DNA binding
Source: RefSeq, a predicted model, not a curated record